Molecule: messenger RNA, 1242 nt
Organism: Rhinocladiella mackenziei CBS 650.93
Lineage: Eukaryota; Fungi; Ascomycota; Eurotiomycetes; Chaetothyriales; Herpotrichiellaceae
Exons: 4
Coding region: 1-1242 (413 amino acids)
Biological process (GO): melanin metabolic process
Molecular function (GO): scytalone dehydratase activity
Source: RefSeq, a predicted model, not a curated record
AUGACUUUCAGUCUACAAGAACCAGUUCCAACGUCUCGCUUGGACGGAAAGGUUGCACUUGUCACCGGUUCGGGACGGGGCAUCGGACGUGCAAUUGCAAUCGAGCUGGGAAGAAGAGGUGCGAAGGUGGUGGUGAACUACUCAAAGAGUUCUAAACCUGCCAAAGAAGUUGUUCAAAAGAUCAUCGACUCUGGUUCAGACUCGAUCGCCAUCCAAGCCGACAUCUCGAAGCCGGAAGAUAUCGCCAAGCUUUUCGAGGCAGCGCAUUCUCAGUUUGGCAAGAUUAAUAUUGUCGUCUCAAACUCCGGCAUCGAACACUUUGGAAGCAUCGACCAGAUCACACCUGAAGAGUAUGACCAAGUGUUCAAUUUGAACACUCGAGGUCAGUUUUUUGUCGCACAGAAUGCCUACAAAUUCCUUAGCGAAGGUGGCCGUCUUAUCUUGAUGUCUUCGAUCUCGGCCAAUGUGAGCUUGAAACAUCAUGCUGUCUACGCUGGAAGCAAGUGUGCUAUUGAGGCAUUCGGGCGAUGUCUGACUAAAGAAUUCGGAGCUAAGAAAGUCACGGUUAAUGUCAUUGCACCGGGAGGUGUUGAUACGGAUAUGGCAGCUGAGGCUGGCUGGAGGUACAUCCCCGGCGCUGAUCCUUCGUGGACUGCUAAGGACAUCAACAAGUUUGUUUCAUCUCGAACGCCUCUUCAGAGAAUGGGUGUUCCUCAGGAUAUUGCUCGAGUUGUCGCAUUCCUUGCUAGUGAAGAUGGAGGUUGGAUAAAUGAAUGGCUUGAUUGCAGCAGAGUUCUCUACGACUGGGCAGACUGUUACGACAAUAAGAACUGGUACGGCUUGAUGGAUAUCAUUGCCCCACAUCUCACAAUUGACUACGACAAAGUCAACAAUGCCAAAUUCAGCGAUUUCCCUGCGGAAAAGUAUAUUGAAAUGAUGAGCGACCCCAUGUUCUUAGGCGACCCGCUUAUCGCCUCUCAACAUCUUAUCGGUGCUACGAAAUGGGAAAAAGUCUCAGACGAGGAGAUUAUCUCGCAUCACCAAUCGAGAGCCGCACAUCAACGGUGGGAAGACGUUAGGCGGAAGGAUGUGGCGGUCAAGGGCCAUGGACAUGGCGUGGUCACCACAUUUUACAAGAAGAUUGAUGGCCAAUGGAAAUGGGCUGGGAUCAAGACCAAAGUCAUUUGGAAUGAGUUUGACUUUGAACACGUCUUUCGAGGUACGGCGGGAAAGGAUGUUUAG